This is a messenger RNA of Pogona vitticeps (central bearded dragon), 4474 nucleotides long. RefSeq names its product interferon alpha and beta receptor subunit 2 (gene IFNAR2). Gene Ontology annotation, biological process: cytokine-mediated signaling pathway. Gene Ontology annotation, molecular function: protein binding; interleukin-22 receptor activity. Gene Ontology annotation, cellular component: plasma membrane. NCBI's taxonomy places the organism in Eukaryota, Metazoa, Chordata, Lepidosauria, Squamata, Agamidae. The record is from RefSeq and is a predicted model, not a curated record.
CGGCAGUGGAGCGAAGGGGGGGAGGAAGGCCGGGCCGAUUAACGCUGGGGAUGGUUUCCCCCUUUCCAAAUGCCUCCCCCUCUUCUCGCCCUCCUGCAAGGGGGCCCCGGCAGCGAAUACCACGAGACCCGCCCAUUCCUCUUCAGAGGCUUUCGGCCCUUUGCUUUCGCUUUUGGAACCAGACAAGCCGCCGCGGCCCCGCCGAGCCAUGUUGAGGACGCCGCAAGGAAAGGCGCCGGGCCUGAGUCCCCGCAAAAGCGGCACCGACUGAGCCUGAGAGGAAAGCGGGAGCUGUGCCGCUGGCAGAAAGAACACCAGCACUUGACUUCCAGUAGGAUGCGGUUUUAAAAUAUGAUGACACUUUUCAUGGGACCAUUGAAUUUCUACAAACUUGCAUACACCAGUGUUAUGAUGAUGUGUACUUUGUGCAGCUUAGUUGAACUGUCGAACUCAGAAUUCAGAUCAGAAGUGAAACGACAAGAUUUUGAAUAUUUUUUAACAUGGGAAGCUGGAAAUAACACAGAGGCAUCAGCCUGCUACACUGUGCUCUAUACAACGAACAGUUUACGUUGCCCCAUUGAAACAGAAUCAGACUCAUCAGAAAGACACAAGGUUCAAAACGCAUCUUUCUCCAAGUCCAGGUCUCAGCAAAGUGAGAAUCCAAUUCAUCAAGUUUCAGAACCAGGAGAUCCAUCUGUCUGUCCAUGGUCAAAAACAGCCAAAGACAGCUUGCCUUCAAAAUGGAAAGCUAUUGCAGAAUGUUCCAAUAUUUCAAGAUUGUUCUGUGACCUAACAAAAGAAUUUACAGAUCCUUGCAAGAACUACAAAAUUUUGGUGGUGCAGGUCACAGAAAGUGGAAUAUAUCGUUCAUUGCAAAUAUUCAACCCGUAUCUAAACACGUGCCUUGGCCUCCCUCAGUUUAAUAUUUCAGCUUGUCCAAACUGCGUAAAUGUGACAGUGAAACUUUCAUCGUCCUCAUUAGUAAAAGUAUAUGAAGAACUUGAUUAUACAGUCACAGUGGCAGCGGAAGGUUUCCCAAACAAGUACAGUCAUAAUAAAACCAGAGAAGAAAGUUUCCACACAGUUAUUAAUAAUUUACAUCCAAACAGAAAUCAUUGCAUUACUGUGGACAUAUCUACAACUGUAAAUAAUAAACAGUGCACACCAUCUUCCCCAAAGUGUAUUAUCAUCAAGCCCAAGAAUCAAUCAGAUGUUAUUCUGCCUGCAGCCUCAGCUGGUAUAGGCAUGUCAUUGAUACUGGUAUCAAUUUUGCUCAUCCUCUACAACACUGGUUUUAUUUGCUUAAGAAAGAAAUGGCCAAAAGUCUUGAAACUCAUGCCUAUAUUGCAUUAUUCAAUCUUCGAAUCAGAUCCUGAAGAAACGCACAACAUCCAGGUCACCCAGGAAAAUAAAAAAAAAGUACGGGGAUAUUAUGAUGAUGAAGAGGAGGAUAGUGGAAGUGAUGUUGAAAAUGCAUAUAUCAUUCGUCGUACUGACAAGAUUUCAAAAUCCUUGUCUGUGGUGGACACUAUGGAGCAGUUGUCUACAGACCACUCAUCUGCUACAAGUAAUACAGCUGGACUUCUAGCUGCUGAGCCAGAAGUCCUUCAGAAUGAAAUUGACAAAGGUGAAACUGUCCCAAACAAAUUAUUUAAUCCAUCUGAAAUGAACUCAACUGAAGAACCUGAGUCGUGCCACAGCAAUGUGAAUUUAAAUAGUGUGAAGCUAGGAAUAACUGACAAAAAUUGGGAUGUUACUGCAGUACUAUCUGACCAAGAGGAUCCAGCCGACUUGAAAGAGUUGUGUAUUUCACAUGGCUCUGAAUCAACCCUUUUCACUGAUCUAUCAAAUGUGCAGACUGCCAGUGCUCAUAAUAUCUCCCUUGACUGGCAAAAGUCUGAUGAGUCUGGAGAAAGUGAGUCAUCCGAUUCAGAAACAGACAAUGUAGGUGAUUACAUGAGAAGAUGAAAUCUGCAAACUGAUGCCUUACCAUUUUGUAACACUCUGGUCAUUAUGUUAUCUUAUUCCCUUGUGAAAGAACGGGGGAGUACAUGUUUUCAAAUGCAGUUAGUGCUAUUCAUCUAUGGAUGCGAAUCUAGCACUGUUUUAAAUGGUCAUAGUAUCAGCAUAUGGCUGGAGGUUCCAGUCUUUCAAAGAGUCAAGGACUAGUCAUCUUCAAGGACAAAAAUAAUCCCAGCUCUUGAAAUAAAAUUAAUUGAAGGAGACAGGUCACAAACUGUUUUUAGAUCCUGCCCUGUUGCCAAAGGGUAGCUUUUAAACCUAUCUUGAGAUUGGAACUCUCUUUUACUGUGAUAUAGUUGAUAUUCUGUGCCACUGGUUUAUCAGCUAUUGCUCAAUAGACUUAAGAAUGGGACUAAUUUUUCAAGACUCUUGAUUCACUUCUGAAUGGAUCUCCUCUUUUUUUGCCAGUCAUAACCAGAGACUUUUCAGACUCAAAUGGUGCAUUGUUUUUGUCUAUAUCUCAGUUUAUAUGGGAUACUGGAGAGUUUAGUGGCAUCACUUACAAAACAUACAAAGCUUCUAGUGUGACACAGUGCUCCUACUUUACUACUCCCAUUUCAUAGUUAUGUGUAUUUUAAUUCAAUCAGGAUUAAUCAAGCCACUGCCUAGCGUUGUAUCACCAUCACUUUGCAUAGCUUUUUCUGUAUCUUUAUGUCAGAGUGAGGAAACCUCAGCUCUUGAGCUACUGAUAAUUUAUGCUUUCACCCAGUGGUAUAGUGGUAAAUUUCGAAGGAGAGGUGCUUGUUCAUCAUGACAUCUCCAUAGCCAGUCUCCCUGCAAAGAGUCCAAAAAUCGGUCAGUUGAGUUAAUUUGUAUCAAAAUACUGUACAAGUUUCAGCAAUGUUUGUUCUACUAGAAGCAGCUCUUUUGCAAAAGCUAAUGGCUCUUAAUUGUGCAUUCAAGACCAAACCACUCUCAAAAACUUUGCAAUGCAAGAGGAAUAGCUUGUAACAAUAUACUAAGAAAAUCCAUUUCUUCUUCCAUUACUGUGAGAAUUGCUGCUAAAUGUAGAGGGAACAGGAAAACUUGAGUUGGGUGGCAGAUUGUCAUAGCCCCUCCCACUCAGAAAGUCCCAGGAUUUCAACCCUGCAAGGCCUAGUUUUACUAUACCACUGCUCCCAUCAUCCUUCACUGUUGUCCAGAUUAGCUAGGGAAUUGGAAUUCAACAGCAACUGAAGGGCCAUUGAUUCCCCAGUUGUUUCAGACUGGUAAGGUGAAAAGGAGAAGAGGUGGAAAAUAAACUGGAUGAGUCUAAGCUAUUUCCUUCUCAACUUAAACUAACAUUUUUCCAGUGUCUUGUUCCAGACAAUCUCUGCUUGAGCUGCAGAAAUGUUAUACCACUUAUUUUAAGGUGCAUAUUCUAGUAUUCAUAUAAUCAGGACAAGACUUUGUGUUCUGUGAGGCCAUCUUACUUCACGCAGAAGUAAAGACUGCCAAUAAACAUACAGGAGACAUGCUGUUAUUAAGUCAAAAGCAUUCUGCACUUAUUUUGUGUGAGCUGUGUUCUUUAUCACAGUUGUCAAGGCUUGGCCAUUGGCAUGUAAUGGGCUGUUAUAUGUUGACAUUGUUUUAAAAAGCCAUUUUAACAUGUAAAUCCUAAGAACUGAACCUUGACAUUAGUUGUUUGCUUUCAGAAAUCAGAAAUAAUGGGGGAAGGGGAAACUUCAGGAAGGGGUUAUUUAAAGCCACAACUAACUUUUUCUUCAUUCUUCUUGUUUGGGUACCACAUUGCUCUUUUAAGGAGCCAGAUAAUUCCUUAAAAAUAAAGCAGAGGGACUCUGUUAUUUGCAGAUAAUAUGGAGUUAUUUCCUAAGAGUACAAUUUGAAAUGACUCUAUUUUUGGAAAAAAAAUACACCAUGACUACAUUUUUAUACCAAUGUUAAUUUUACAAACUAUGUUAACAGUUGAUUGUGAAGUUCUGUUGAUUCAGCAGUUUCCAGAGCAAGGCCCAAAAUGUUGCAUCUACAGCUGCAUAUACAUUCCCAAAUUUGUAUUCAUGUACCUGUGAGAACAUUUUUAAGUGCUAUGAUAGUCUCGAGAGAGAUCUAGACUCUUGCUGGCUCCUUUAGUCUUCUGGCUGUACUGUGAAUUGCAUCCCCCACCUUGAGAAACUAAUAGUAAUUGAUGCUGGACUCACAUUAAGUUGCAAAGAGUAGCAAAGGAACUCUUUCCGCACCUCCUUCUGAUUUGUUAAAGGCAAAGCUUGGAAACAUUGCUUUUAAAGAUAAAAACUCCCAGAAUCCUCAAGAUGGCAGACCAAUCAAUAUAUUGCGUAGGGGUUCUGAGAAUUGCGGUCCAAAAAAGUAACUUUUCUGUUCCGUGAAUUAAAGAAUAUCUUAAAUCUCUUGCUAUAGGUGCAGUUACUAAUUAGAGCUCUGCUGGAUAGCUCAGUGAUUUAGUUAUCUGUUUGGGAGCUUGAUUCCCCACUGUGCCUCCUAGCGGUAGAGCAAC